AUGCCAAUACAGCCCGACGAUCCCCUCGCCCGCUCAUUCGACAUGCCCGCAGACGAUCCCGACAACGACAGCGACGCCGACGACGAGUUCUUCGCCCGCCGCGACUCCUCCAUCCCCUCCCGCGACGCCGCCGUCACAAGCACUUCCGCCGCCGCCGAGUCCCGCGCCGAACACGCUCGCCUGCUCGCCGAAUCCUCCACCGCCGCCUCCUCCAGCUCGUCUCCUUCUCCUUCACAAUCAUCGUCCUCUCAUCAUCCCCACCUCGCGCCGUCAAACAACGACGGCGUCUUUGCAAACAUCAUGGCGAAGCCCGAGGCAGGCGAGAAACCCGCCGAAGAAAACCCGCCAUCGUACGAAGAGGCCGCUGCUGACGCCACGCCGCCUUACUGGGAAACCACCGUCAUCGCGCCCGGCAUGGCCACCGACGAGAUCUACAUUGAGGGUCUCCCCGUCGGCAGCUUUUUCAACUUCAUGUGGAACAUGCUCAUCUCGAUGUCGUUCCAGUUCGUCGGUUUCCUACUCACAUACCUGCUCCACACCACGCACGCGGCCAAGAACGGCUCGCGCGCUGGUCUUGGAAUCACACUGAUCCAGUACGGUUUCUACAUGCGCACAAAUCCCGAGGAGUCCACAGGCGAAGUCGUCACCGAUCCCGCGACCGUGACCGCCGCCGCGGCCGCCGAUCCAAACAGCUAUGAUUUCCAGUCGUCGAGCUCGAACAGCACUUCUGCUGACGGAUCCACUGACGGCGUCACUGACCAGAACAUUAUCGUCUCUUAUGCGCUCAUAUUCAUCGGCUGGGCGAUCUUGGUCAGAUCGCUGACGAGCUUUAUCCGUGCGCGGAAAAUGGAGCAGGUCAUUCUUCGGGGACCGAACGAGUCUGCCGCCACUGAUUCCGAGCCGAUCAUCGAAGAGGUUUAG
This is a messenger RNA of Myxozyma melibiosi, 921 nucleotides long. RefSeq names its product metal homeostatis protein bsd2. Gene Ontology annotation, biological process: positive regulation of protein ubiquitination; metal ion transport; ubiquitin-dependent protein catabolic process. The record is from RefSeq and is a predicted model, not a curated record. Bases 1 to 921 code for a protein of 306 amino acids. Gene Ontology annotation, cellular component: perinuclear region of cytoplasm; Golgi apparatus; endoplasmic reticulum. The transcript has a single exon. Lineage: Eukaryota; Fungi; Ascomycota; Lipomycetes; Lipomycetales; Lipomycetaceae.